Messenger RNA from Corvus hawaiiensis (hawaiian crow), 1614 nucleotides. Its product is annotated as E3 ubiquitin-protein ligase TRIM7-like. The transcript is spliced from 7 exons. Lineage: Eukaryota; Metazoa; Chordata; Aves; Passeriformes; Corvidae. The coding region runs from base 20 to 1429 and encodes 469 amino acids. Gene Ontology annotation, molecular function: protein binding; zinc ion binding. The record is from RefSeq and is a predicted model, not a curated record.
CACCGCGUCCGUCGCGGCCAUGGCUCGAGAGGUGCUGGGUCUGGGUAAGCAGCUGGCGGCCGAGGCCACCUGCCCGUUGUGCCUGGAUCUGUUCGCGCAGCCCGUGCUGACGGCGUGCGGGCACAGCUUCUGCGGGCAGUGCCUGGAGGGCGUGCUGGGGGACCCGCCGCGCCGCGCCGCCUGCCCGCAGUGCCGCGCCGCGGUGGAGCCGGGCUCGCUGCGCCCCAACCGCUCGCUGGGCGCCAUGGCGGGGCUGGCCCGGGCCCUGGAGGAGGUGGCGGCGCGGCCGCUGUGCCCCGAGCACGGCGAGCUCCUGGCGCUGUUCUGCGAGCCCUGCGCCGCCCCGCUCUGCGCGCUCUGCCGGGACGGGCCCGGGCACCGCCAGCACCGUGUCCGCCCCGCCGACGAGGCCGCACGGGAGCUCCGGGAGACACUCCAGAGCAACCUGCUUUUUCUACAAAAACAGAAGGAAAAAUUGAAGCCCAAAGGAGACCAGAAAACUGAUGACCUGCUGAUGACGGUGGUCUCAGAGGCACAGCGUGUGCGCGACACCUUUGAGGAGCUGCAGCAGUUCCUGAAGGAGCAGCAGAAGAUCUUCCUGGCCCAGCUCGAGCGGAUGUCCCAGGAGCUUCUUGAGAAGAGCCAUGAAUACAGCUCCAGGGUUUCAGAGAGGGACUCGCUGCUGGACACAGUGAUUGCGCAGAUCGAGGAGAAACGGGACCAGCCGGUGGUCGAGUUCCUCAUGGAUGUUGGCAAAAUCCUGAGCAGCUGCGAGGCAGCCAAGGCCCCGAUCCCAGAGCCGGUUUCCCCGGAGCUGCAGAGGAGCGUUGAGAGCCUGUCUGAGAUGAGCCAGCUGAUCGUGGACAUGGUGGCCAAAUUCAAAGUGAACCUGCAGAAGCAGAUAGACAGUGAAAAGGAGACAGUGAUGCUGGACCCGGAGACGGCGAGUCCUCACCUGACCCUUUCGGAGGAUUACAAAACCAUCCGGCUCGGAGGUGGGAAACAAAACCUCCCUGAUACCUCCAAGAGAUUCACAGGCAGCCCCAGUGUCCUGGGCUCCCGGGGGUUCACGUCUGGGAGGCAUUACUGGGAGCUGGAGGUCGGGAAAGGGAACAGCUGGGCUGUAGGGGUGGCCCUGGAGUCCGUGCAGAGGAAGGAGUCGCUCAGCCUGGCCAUGGGGAAGAUCUGGGCUCUGCGGCUGGACUGGGACGACCAGUACAGAGCACUCCGCAUGCCUCCUGUCCUGCUGGAAGUGAGGGAAGAGCUCCACAGAAUCAGGGUCCACCUGGACUAUGAAGCGGGCCGAGUGACCUUCUACAACGCAGAGAGCAUGACGCAGAUUUUGCAGUUUGAGGCCACCUUCACUGAGAAAGUCUUCCCAUAUUUUUGGCUCUGGUCACGAGAAACCCACAUCCAGCUGUGUGACUGAUAGGGUCAGAUGGCUCCCAGGCCCCUGCCUGUGCCCUUGGCUAGCUGAGCAGGGAAGAGAUGUGGGAGAGACACGGCAUCACGCUGCAAGCUCACUGCAGCUCUGCCUGGGCUGGAUCCGCUGUGCGCUUUGCUGCAUCUCCUCUCACUAAGUCCUUUAGAGCAUUAAAGAAGUGCUGUCCUGCC